UGCACGUUGCCCGUUCAGCAUAGAGAAAGGGUAGAAGAUGAUCGGAGGAGGUUAUCCUUGCGUAGGAGAAGCCGACGGCGAGCAUCCGGUCGUGUGAGGGAGCCGCAGCCGUCGAGGAGAGCGCCGUCCGACCUCGAAUGCCUCGUUUGUCAUUGGGCUCUGUUGGUGUCUUGGUCGAGGGCGAGGACGACUCGCGCGAUGCCGGUCGCCACCGUCACCGCCGCCGCCGCCGCCGUCGCCGCCGCCGUCGUCACCGCUUCCGUCGCCGACAGGCGCGGUCAUCUUCUUCGUAGAGUUCGCCGUCGCCGCUGAUCGGGCACCAGCCGCCCCACGUCUGGCCGUUGUCCGGGCCCUCCCAGCCGUGCCUCUUCUCGACUCCACGAACGAUGAAUAGCGGCGCAAUAAUGACGGCGAUAGCGACCCCGUCGGUCGACCUCGCCGGCUCCGACGACUGGACCGAAUUCUGCGAAAGGCACGCGAGAGCCGCAGCCUCCGACUUCGCCAAGGCCUUCUGCACCUACGUUAAUUUGGAUCUGACCGAGAGCGCCAGGGCGAAUCUCUCGUACAAGGACUUUCUCAGGAAAUUCGUCGAGACCUUCUGCGAUCACUUCGAGGUGGAGUACCUCAGACGCACCGCCAAAUCUCCAUCUGCCCAUGAUGUUAACACACGACAAUUAGUAUCCAACGAUCGCGAGGCUAGUUCUACGAAUCAAAACAAUAGAAUACCACUUCGUACUUCCUCGCACGAGGAAUUCAGUGACUAUUCCGAACACGAUGGUGAAAUAGUGUCUGCAAAACCUGUGCACAAGGCUUUCUUUCGACGUCUGUCGUUCAAGGGUCUCAAGAAGGGUAAGGGCCUGUUUCACAAACAACAGAGCGACGAGGUGGAGCUUUCGCACUCUGAUAAUCGACGAAUGGACAAACAUUCCAAAGCUAAACUGUCCAAGAUUGUCGUCGAGUGCAGAAAAGAAGGGACUGUGAAUGCAAUGGUUAUUGAAAAUACAGAUGUGCCUCAAAAGUUUGAAAAGUGUAGACUGGCGUUGGUCAAAGCCAGCGCUGGUUACAUGCUAGAAUUCUACUCUUCUUCGAAAGCAAAACCUCGUCACGGUAUAUUCUGCUCGUCCAUUACUGAAGCUCGGGAGACGACGGCUUUGGAAAUGCCCGAUCAUGAGAACACAUUUGUCUUGAAGACUCUCGAGAGGGAAUUUAUAAUAGAGGCGCGAGACCCGAGCGACAUGAGGUCAUGGUUGGCCACUAUUAGGUACUGCAUGAGGAACAUCUAUGGACUAACGAAUAUUAUAAACAGCGGCGUUAACGACUCGGUAAUGAAUGACAGCAUGAUGCAUGGAUCGGCAUCAUUGAAUAUGGAAGGUGACAGGGUGAGGGCUAAUUCAGCGAGCAAGAGCACACGCUCUACGCUGGAUCAUGUGGACGAGCAGGGAAAUCCACCGGAGCUCCCUCCAAGACUCAGAGCUCGAAGUAACAGUAAUUUAGAAUUGUGCUCCUCUCAACAGGAAAUUGAACAAAUUCCUGGUAAUGAAAUUGAGGUCGACCUUUCGAAUAGCCUUAGAGAAUAUCCGUGGUUUCAUGGAACACUUCCUCGAUCCGAUGCUGCGCAGCUUGUUUUGCAUAAUGCAACAGAGGGUCAUGGGACGUUCUUAGUACGACAAAGUGAAACACGUAAAGGAGAGUAUGUUUUAACCUUCAAUUUUCAGGGUAGAGCCAAGCAUCUACGGAUGACUCUGAACGAUCAAGGACAUUGCCGAGUACAACACCUCUGCUUCCCGGCGAUCUACGACAUGCUCGAUCACUUCCGUCAGAACCCCAUACCCCUGGAGUCUGGUGGGACGGCCGACGUUAAGCUUACCGAAUACGUCGUGGCCAAUCAACUAAUACGCAAUGCACCAGGAGCAUCCCAACAGCAACAGCAACAAGAUAGAAGGCCCGUAGCCGCACCGGAUCCAAGAGAAGUGCACACAUACAGUGGCUCGAUAAGAAUGCGGACCGAGUUGCUGGAGCAACUCGAGCAACAUCAUCACCAGCAGCAAAGCGGUACGAGCGUUGAACAACAACAGCAACAGCAACAGUCAUCGACUAGUAGAGCUGUUCAGAAUACCUACAGUUUCCUUUGACGUUGGAUGCGCAAAACCUUGUCUACCGGCUACCACCCGGUCGGCCAUCCAGACUGACGAUUUCCAUCCAACGGGACGCAUCGGCGCACACGAAACACAUACGCAUGCACGCAUUAUUACAAUGUAAAAUCUCGGAGACGAAUUUGCGCCGGAGCUCAUUGUUUCUUUGUCACCAAUUAUCCCUUCGUUUACUUUCCGAGGUUAUGUCAUUUCCGAGUAAUCCCUAACAUUAUAAACUAAUAAUAAUAUUAACUAUUUGCCAAUAAUCGCUAUCUGACGAAGGAUUAAAUAAAAAUUA
Messenger RNA from Ceratosolen solmsi marchali, 2430 nucleotides. RefSeq names its product SH2B adapter-like protein Lnk (gene Lnk). Gene Ontology annotation, cellular component: plasma membrane. The coding region runs from base 387 to 2132 and encodes 581 amino acids. The transcript has 6 exons. Gene Ontology annotation, biological process: intracellular signal transduction. Lineage: Eukaryota; Metazoa; Arthropoda; Insecta; Hymenoptera; Agaonidae. The record is from RefSeq and is a predicted model, not a curated record. Gene Ontology annotation, molecular function: transmembrane receptor protein tyrosine kinase adaptor activity.